AUGGCGGGAUCAGCCGGCCGCCUUAUACCGGCAUCUUCACGCACUCUUCUCCUCACCUUCGACGCGUUCGGCACCCUCUUCCACCCACGUCUCCCCGUCCCCGAACAAUAUGCCGCGACCGCGCACCAAUUCGGAUUAUCGCGCACUGCCGUCACCCCGGACAAACUUGAAACCGCCUUCCGGGAUACCUUCCGUGCACAGUCACAUCGGUAUCCAAAUUAUGGUCGCGCGGAAGCUCUCCGAGGUCAAUACGGGGGGCCGAGGCAGUGGUGGGAGGAGGUAAUCAGGGGGAGUUUCAAGCGUGUUUUGGCUGCAGAGAAUGGAGAGACGCGCCCCGGAGACCCAGAAGAACAUAUUUCUGAUCGCAUGGUGGAAGCCUUACUAGAUCGAUUUGCUGGUUCCGAGGGGUACGCGCUCUUUGACGAUGUGCUACCCUUCUUCCGCCGAAUGCGCAAACUAAAGGCUGCGCAUAAGUGGUCGUUUGAUAGGAUAAUUGUGGGCGUGAUAUCGAACUCGGAUGACCGAGUGCCCGCUGUGCUGAAGUCGCUGGGGCUGACAGUUGGUGAUAUGCGCGCCGACCAGGAUCGAUCGAGUAUGGAUCUUCCUGGGUUUGAGGGACGAAGUAUCAACAACGAUGCUGCCGAGGAACACGUUAAAGAUCAUGCAGACCGCAACUUGGACCUCGAUAUCGAUAUGGUCAUUACGAGUUAUGAGGCCGGUCAAUCGAAACCUCAUCGCUUGAUCUUCGACGUGGCGAGACGGCAGGCUCUAAAGGUUGCCCGCCCAUGGUUGACCAGCAGAACCAAAUUUAGUUCUGUGCAUGUGGGGGAUGAUUUAAAAAAGGAUGCUCAGGCUGCCAGGGAUGCAGGCUGGGAGAGCUACUUGCUUCUUCGAGAUCAUGUUAGUUACAAUAACCUUGACUCGAAGGAACUUCCAGAUCUCCUCAAGUUUGCAGAUAAAUUGGAGCUUUUUCCAUAA
Messenger RNA from Penicillium roqueforti, 978 nucleotides. RefSeq lists its product as uncharacterized. The record is from RefSeq and is a predicted model, not a curated record. The transcript has a single exon. NCBI's taxonomy places the organism in Eukaryota, Fungi, Ascomycota, Eurotiomycetes, Eurotiales, Aspergillaceae. Bases 1 to 978 code for a protein of 325 amino acids.